AUGGUGAAGAAACGAGUCCCAGAAUGGCUCAACAGCUCGCUCUGGUCUUCUACGCCUUCUCCUUCUCUCGACGACGAUCGCGUACAACCCUACACCUCCAAGCCCACCACCACCACCACAAUCACCAGUUCUUCUUCCACCUCUGACUACGAGCCACCGUCCAUGGUUGACCCACCAAUCCCCGUGCCCCCUCCCAAACCCACCAGGGAAGACAAGCCUCCUCCGCAGCCCCAAUCCACAGAUUCACUCCCUAAUCACGAAGACAAGAACAACACCACUCCUUCCCCCGAAGACAUCUCCAGGCAGGCUCAGCUCUUGGUCGAGCUAUCAAGAAAGACGAUUAAUUUGCGCGAUUUGCGGAGAAUUGCGUCGCAGGGCAUACCAGAUGGUGCCGGCAUACGUUCUACUGUGUGGAAGCUUUUACUUGGAUAUCUACCACCAGAUCGGGGGCUUUGGUCAUCUGAGUUAGCUAAAAAGAGGUCACAGUACAAGCAUUUUAAAGAUGAGCUUUUGAUGAAUCCUUCAGAAAUCACAAGGAAGAUGGAUAACUGUACAAAUUGUGACACUGAUGAAUCAAAAGGUCAAGGCAAAGGGUUGCUAUCAAGAUCAGAAAUAACUCAUGGCGAGCAUCCAUUGAGUCUUGGGCAGUCCAGCGUCUGGAAUCAGUUCUUCCAGUUUCUGGUGCAAAACCUUCUUAUGAAAUAUCUAACUCAAACUUUUGAUCAUGUAGGACACAGAGAUCAUAGAGCAGAUGACCGAGAUGUAAAGCGUACUCAUCCAGAUUUGCACUUUUUCUCUGGGGACUCUUCAGAUGCUAAAUCUAAUCAGGAUGCUUUGAAGAACAUCCUGAUUGUAUUUGCCAAGCUAAAUCCCGGUAUAAGAUAUGUUCAAGGGAUGAACGAAAUUUUGGCACCACUGUUCUAUGUAUUCAAGACUGAUCCAAAUGAGGAAGAUGCGGCCUCUGCUGAAGCAGACACAUUCUUUUGUUUUGUUGAAUUAUUGAGUGGCUUCCGGGAUCAUUUCUGUCAGCAACUUGAUAAUAGUGUUGUGGGAAUUCGUUCCACUAUAACAAAAUUGUCACAGCUUUUGAAGGAACAUGAUGAAGAGCUAUGGCGUCAUCUUGAGAUCACAACCAAAGUCAAUCCCCAAUUUUAUGCAUUUAGGUGGAUCACACUUCUCUUAACCCAGGAAUUCAAUUUCGCAGACAGCCUUCACAUUUGGGAUACACUUUUAAGUGACCCGGAAGGUCCUCAGGAAACCCUUCUUCGAGUAUGCUGUGCAAUGUUGAUUCUCAUUCGGAGGCGCUUACUGGCAGGUGAUUUUACCUCUAAUCUCAAACUACUGCAGAACUAUCCUCCAACAAACAUCAGACAUCUGCUGUAUGUUGCCAACAAGUUGCGUGUACAAUCCUCAGGCUAA
Prunus armeniaca (apricot) is the source of this 1419-nucleotide messenger RNA. Lineage: Eukaryota; Viridiplantae; Streptophyta; Magnoliopsida; Rosales; Rosaceae. The record is from the annotation of a GenBank genome assembly.